Malassezia sympodialis ATCC 42132 is the source of this 1713-nucleotide messenger RNA. The record is from the annotation of a RefSeq genome assembly. NCBI's taxonomy places the organism in Eukaryota, Fungi, Basidiomycota, Malasseziomycetes, Malasseziales, Malasseziaceae.
GGCGGGAAAAUCCUUCGCAGUCGUUCUAAAACAGCGACAAUCGAUGAAUCUAUUCUCAAUAAAAUUAAAGAACACCAAAAGGAAUUGGUCAAACAGAAACAGGAGGAAGGGCUUAAACGUUUUGCCGCGGAAGAUGCCGGCGGGCAUGAUUCAAAUGAAAGUGUUUUUAAAAAGUAUGAAAGCUAUCGUCGCGAGAGCCAACUCCCGGCCAAAGUUGACGACUUGCGGAUUAUGGUGGAUCACCGUGCUCAGUCAGUCAUCCUUCCCAUUAACCAGUUUGCGGUGCCUUUUCAUGUGAAAACAUUGAAGAAUGUGAGCACUUCAUUUGAAGGAGACUACACUUACUUGCGUAUAAAUUUUGUUACGCCAGGCCAGCUUUCGGGUAAGAAGGAUGACGUUCCCUUUGAUGAUCCUGAUGCCACUUUUAUCCGGAAUAUCAGUUAUCGUUCAACGGAUGCACGUCACCUUCACGAGCUUUCUAAUGAGAUCACCGAAAUGCGCAGGAUUGCCUUGAAGCGUGAAGCUGAGCAGAAAGAAAUGGCUGACGUGGUUGAGCAAGACCAACUGAUCCUCAACAAGCAGCGCCCCCUCUCAUUACCAGAAGUAUUCCCUCGUCCCGCACUUGAAGGAAAACGCGUUCCUGGUCAUCUCACUAUCCAUCAGAACGGUGUUCGCUUCAUGUCACCUAUGCGCCAGGACCAGAAAAUUGAUAUCCCUUUCAGCAAUGUCAAGCAUCUCUUCUAUCAGCCUUGCGAUAAAGAACUCAUUGUACUUAUCCAUUUCCAUCUCAAAGCUCCUGUCAUGGUUGGCAAGCGCAAGACUCGUGACAUACAAUUCUACCGGGAGGCUUCUGAUGUCCAAUUUGAUGAAACAGGGAACCGGAAACGCCGUUAUCGUACUGGCGAUGAAGAUGAAAUUGAACUGGAGCAGGAAGAGCGCCGGCGUCGUCACAUGCUGAACAAGGAGUUUAAGCAUUUCGCGCAGCGCAUUGCCGAUGCCUCUGAAGGUCGAGUGCAGGUGGAUAUUCCAUAUCGCGACUUGGGCUUUAAUGGUGUUCCAUCGCGCGCUAGUGUUCUACUACAGCCUACAACUGAUUGCCUGAUCCAUCUUACUGAUCCUCCGUUUUUGGUAAUCACCCUAUCCGAGAUCGAAAUCGUCCAUUUGGAACGUGUUCAAUAUGGUCUCUCCUCGUUCGAUAUGGUAUUUGUGUUCAGCGAUUUUUCUCGGACCCCAUUACACGUGAGCAGUGUCCCAAGCAGUUCCUUGGAUGAUGUUAAGCAAUGGCUUGAUUCAGUGGACGUUUGUGUGACAGAGGGUGCUGUAAAUUUGAACUGGGGUGCUAUUAUGAAGACCAUCAAUGAGGAUCCUCAUGCAUUCUUCCAAGAAGGUGGUUGGGGCUUUCUCCAAGCCGAUGCUUCAGAUGUGUCGGAUGAGUCAGAGAGCGAACAGGAGUCUGAGUUUGAUUCUGACUUAGAUGAUGGCGACCAAGAAUCCACUGAAUAUUCUGAAAGUGGGUCGGAGUUUGGUGAAUCAGAAGAGAGUGGCUCUGAACCAUACGAAGAGAGCGAAGAAGGCGAAGAUUGGGACGAACUUGAGCGCAAGGCCGCCCGAGAUGACCAAAAGAAGCGCCGCGAACGUGGUGAAGGCAGCGGUAGUGAGGAUGAAGACGUUAAGCCCAAGAAGAAGAGCAAGAGCGGGUUCGGCAAGCUCUAG